AUGGACGAAAAACUAACUAUUUCGUUAUUAACUAGUUCCAGUGAUAAGUUACCAAAGUUUAGUGGAAAGAAUUCGGAAAAUGUGGCCAAAUGGUUAAGAAAAGUUACGAAUGAAUUAAAUGUAUUCAAACUGACAGAUCCUCAAAAGUUAUUGAUGAUUCCAUCGGUGUUAACAGAUGAUGCACGUCAAUGGUAUGUCAACAAUUUAGCUCUUUUGGUGGAUUGGGCAACAUUUUCCCGCGAAAUCUUAACGGCAUUUACAUCACCCAUGCAUCGCAAUGUGGCAAUUAAGCAGAUAGGUACGCGAGUGCAAGGCGUGGAGGAAACCGUGUUGCAUUAUUAUCACGAAAUGAUCGAGCUAUGUGAUAUGAUUGACAACGACAUGAACGAUGAAUUGAAAGUCGGAUAUUUAUUAGCUGGAGUUAAUUACCGUUGGUCACAUUGCACGUCAUUGUUUCUCAAAAAACUACUAGCGGGGGCGAAUGAUGGUUACGCUCUCGUUCAUACUCAUCAUCCAUCUUUAAUAUUCAUACCAGCCUGGAUCAAUAGUUUGAAAAUCAAAGCAAUGCUAGAUACGGGAGCCACAUCUUCGCUAAUCACCAAAUCUACAAUUAACAAACUUCAUUUGCAACAACAAAUCCAGGUAGAAGGAGGCGAAAUCGUAUUAGGCGAUUCACAAACACGAAUGAAACAAUAUGGUCGAAUUUAUUUGGAAUUAGAAAUUGGCAGAAAAAGAUUUGGAAUUACAGCAAUUGUCGUCGAUCAAUUAACAAAUGAAUUAAUUUUGGGUAUGGAUUUUGUACGAAAAUUCAAAGUAGAAAUAAAUAUGAGCUCUGAAUGUCUCAUGCUGCACAGACAGAACCAACGCAUCAGUGUGCAAUUUGGCAAGUUCAAUGACGUUCGAUUAGCACAGCGAUAUACUAUACUUCCCAGAUGUAAACAAGUGGUCAAUGCGGUGGUAGAUGGGGCGGUGACUGCGGAGAGAAUGAUGUUCAAGGUCGUGGGAUGGAAGCAACAGCAAGCUAAGCGUGUUCGUCUUUGUGAUGGUUUAGUUGAUGUUUACAAUAGUUGUGUACAAGUAACACUUUAUAAUCCUACAACGCGAAGUGUAACUCUUCCCAAAGCAAUGUGUAUUGGUGAAAUAGAGUCCUUGGAAGUUGAUGAAUAUUGUUCGGUAUUAAGCUCCACGAACACCAUCGAAGAGUUUACGUUUCAGCAGCAUCAAAAAGAGCAUCCAGUGCCACUAGACAAGAUUGUUACUACGCUAACGCAACAUUUAUCCACUAAUGAUAAAUAUUAUAAACAAAUACACGAGCUUGUCGAUGAACAUAAAGUAUUAUUUGAUGUAAGUCAACCACGUACGAUUAACGCAACUAUACAUCACGUCAUUGACACUGGCGAUCAUGCUCCAAUUGCUGCUAAACCAUAUUUUAAAACUGUUGAACAGCGAAAGAAUAUUCAACAGGAGAUUGAUAAAAUGUUGCGCGCCGGUAUUGUUAUACCAUCGACAUCGGACUGGUCAUCUCCAGUGGUUUUAUUAACGAAAUCUGAUGGCACCUUUCGAUUCAUAAUAGAUUACAGGAAAUUAAAUGCUAUCACCAAGAAAGAUGUCUAUCCUCAGCCCACAGUCGAAGAGCUUAUUCAACGUUUGGGUGGCCAUUCAUGGUUCACAAAGAUUGACAUGAAAGCAGGGUAUCAUCAAAUUCCAAUCAGAGAUCAGGACAAAGAAAAAACGGCGUUUGUUACGCAAGAUGGUUUAUAUCAAUUUGAAGUAUUACCAAUGGGUUUGAUGAAUGCGCCACCAACGUUUCAACGGUUGAUGCAUAAUAUCAUAGGUUAUAAUCGGUGGGACUAUGUGGUCAUCUAUCUAGAUGACAUAAUUAUAUUUUCUCAUUCGUUUGAGGAACAUGUGGGACAUUUACGUGAAAUCUUUCAAAUCCUCAAGGAUCACCAAUUCACAUUGAACCCGAAAAAAUGUUCCAUUGCUCAACAAACUAUUGAGUUUCUGAGUCAUAUGAUUACGAAAGAUUCCAUUGUGCCGUUACCGGAACGGAUUCAAGCCAUCUUGGAUAUACCCCAACCAACAACAUUAGCACAAGCGAAUAAAUUUAUUGGUAAAUUAGGAUGGUAUCGGAAGUUCAUUCCUAACUUUUCUCAAAUCGCAGCACCCAUCCAUCGAGUAACAAAUAAAAUCAAAAGUAAGCGCAAAGAGUUUGCUUGGGGAGAUGAACAAAUUCAGGCUGCAAAUGAACUCAAACGAAUAUUAACUGGUCAACCACUUAUGCUGAAGUAUCCUCAUCCGACGGCACAAUUCGUUCUGUCAACUGAUGCAUCUGAUUAUGCAAUUGGCGGCACAUUGAAGCAAAUCGUUAAUGGUAAAACUCAUUACAACUAUUAUUUAUCACGGCUAUUGUCGGACACAGAAAAACGAUAUGCUACUAUUGAGCGAGAAGCAUUGGGUAUAUUUUGGUGCUUGAAUAAGCUGCAGCAGUAUCUGGGCGGAAGGGAUGUGUUGGUUCUCACGGAUCAUAAACCAUUACAACACUUUCACGCGAAAAACAAGAUCAAUAGCAAACGAAUAGAACAAUGGCUCAUCAAAAAUCAAGAAAUCCUAUCACAAAUAGUGGACGUACAAUAUCGCAAGGGAAGCCAGAAUGGAGAUGCUGAUGGAAUGUCUAGACCUGGCCUACGAGAUACUCUGGAAACCGUGAACGUCAUGACUCGUGCUAUGACCAGAGCUCAGGCUCAAACAACAGUAACGAAUCAAACCGAUGUAGUAGUCUCACCAAAGGAUGACAGUGGGUCUGUUAUGACAUUUAAUUUUACUUUAAUGCGAAUCAGUACUGAACAACAGAUGGAUUCCUAUUUUGGUAAUAUUUUGAGGCGAGUUACGGCAAACACAGGGCCCAAGGAACCGUAUAUCAUGGAAAAUAAUGUUUUGUAUAAACUGGUGAAAACAGCAGCCAAGGGACGACAAUUGAAAUUAAUUUGUAUUCCAAAAUCAAUGCAGCAGGAAGUUAUUCGAUGUUAUCAUGAUCAUCCGACUGCAGCCCAUUUUGGUAUUACCAGAACCUGGCUGAAAAUUCGACAAGUGUGUUUUUGGCGUGGUAUGAAACAGACAAUAGUGAAUUAUAUACGAUCUUGUGACAAAUGUUCGAGAUAUAAUAGUAAUCGCAAUAAACCCACCGGACAUUUAAAUCCAAUUGAACUGCCUGAAGGCCCGUUAGAAUUAGUGUCAAUGGAUUUUUGGGGACCAACGCCACAAUAUUCAUCAAAGGGCAAUAAGUAUGUUUUGGUUAUUAGUGACUAUUAUACCCGGUAUGUUGUGGCAACUCCUCUCCCAAACAAUACUGCGAUAACUGCUGCUCAAUGCUUUGUUGAAAAUUUUGCCUUUAAGUUUGGUGUUCCUCGACGAUUGAUUACAGAUCAGGGAGUUCAUUUCAAUAAUGAAUUGAUGCGAAAUGUAACCAAACUAUUAGGAACAAACCAUAUUCAAACUACAGCGUAUCAUCCGCAGUCGAAUGGUUUGACAGAAAGAUUUAAUGGCACGUUUCAUACGCAAUUAGCAAAAUUUCAAAAUGAGGAUUUGUCGGAUUGGGAUGAGUUUCUUGGAGCCGUGACGUAUGCGUAUAAUACAGGUAUUCAGAGUAGCACGAAAUUCUGUCCAUUUCAAUUGAUGUUCGGGCGUCGUCCUGUUUUACCACUCGAUCAUACAGCUGAGACAUUUCAUUUCGAUCGACCCAAUGAUUAUUGGCACAAGAUGAUGCGAUGGAGCAAUAUUUACAAAACAGCAGCACGCCAACACAUGAAAUUCCAACAGCAACAAUCAAAAGCACGCUUUGAUAAACAUCGUCCAAACCAUCAACUUCAAGUGAAUGAUUUGGUGUGGUGGAAAGUUCCAGGGAUUCGAGGCAAAUUUCAAGAACGUUUUUCUGGUCCAUUUCUAAUUACGCACAAGCAGCAUCCUUCGUAUACUAUUCAAGAUCCGCAAACAUCAGUUGUUAAAACUGUUCAUAUUAGUAGUUUGAAGUUAGUCUAUUCUCGACCUGUUAGUUCCGUAUAA
This is a messenger RNA of Adineta ricciae, 4062 nucleotides long. The record is from the annotation of a GenBank genome assembly. NCBI's taxonomy places the organism in Eukaryota, Metazoa, Rotifera, Eurotatoria, Adinetida, Adinetidae.